AGUGUUGUUGCUGUGUUUUCCAAACAAGGGCUGCACAAUGCCCUAGCAGUAUUUCCUAACACUGAUGUGUCCAAGUCAGCUGUCAACAAGUUAACUGUAAAUCAAAAUGUUGUGUCUUGAUCCCUGCUUUCUUACAGUGGCAUCGACCUGUUGUGUUGAUGCUAUAACAGCUUCAAUCCUUGUCAAGAUGCAUCUGUUGAAUAGCAAUUUUGCAAUCUGAAGAGCUCCAUCAGUCACUUGAAAGCCAGGGGGCACUCGGUUGUGUUUACUGUGCAUUUGUCAGUAGUGACCAUAGACUGUGUAAAGGUAACGGCCAAGCUAAUCCACUAAACUGUCUGUCUGGAGAGCACUGAUCUUGACCUGCUUCCUGAUUGGCAGCAGUCCAUACAGUCUCACAGCCUUUUACUCAAGCCACCUGUAGUUUUCUGAAAGGAGGGGGUGAGAGUUGUGUACAGUAAUAUUGUGAUUGAAACAGCAAUCUACAGAAAUACAUUGUUGAUGUUAAUUAAAUGUCUUUUUGCAUUUUAAGUAUUUCAGUACCCAGAGGAGCCCAAAUUGUUGUAAGUCUAAAAAAAAACAAGCAUUUUUAGAAAAUUAUGCAGCAUGAGGCCUAGUUCGUUAGGGCAACUUUAAGCAUAGGGGAAGUCUCGAUGAACUGCAUUGUUAAACUUUACCACCAGAGAGCAUGAUAACGUGGCGAUAACUUCUCUCUAAGUCAGUCAGUGGGUGGUACAGGCCUACAGUUCUCUUAUCAGCACUCUGAAUGCUUCACAGCUGUGCAAUGUUUUUGUCAUAUCCUUAAGAGGCAGGCCUUUUUGUGUGCUCUGCUUACUGUGUAUAACUUUGGUGAAGACAACGUCACCAUUUGCAUUGGAGACCAUCAAGUGUUUUCUACACCUCAUAGAAAAAGUAGACACCCAGUUGGCCACUGGAACUGCAGCAGAGUACUUAAACAGGAAGCUCAACUUCAUGUGGUUAGCCAAGCAUUGCAGUGCUCUUAGCUGCAUACAGGAAGUUCAUAUCACUCAUUGGUCUUCAGUCUGAAAAACGGUUACUCUGCCACUGAGCCUUUGCUUCUCACAAACCAAGACGUUUGUCUCAAAAUGGCCCAGGGAAAGGACCAAUCCUUCGCCAGCCGUCUUUUCCAUAGAUGUCGUAAAAGUAGCCAAGAGCAGAGAGGACAGGAGAGUGAGGUGCCUCAAAUCUCUGAGUUCACCAUCAUGUGGGAUAAGUUCAUGAAAGAGUUCUUAGCUAAAGCCAAAGAAGAUUUUUUAAGAAAAUGGGAGUGUCCACCACAGAGCACAACUGGCCUGGAUGACUUUGAUAGGUUCAAGACUCUGGGCACUGGCUCAUUCGGGCGAGUUAUGCUCGUCAAACAUAAAGAAACAAACCAGUUCUACGCCAUGAAGAUCUUGGACAAACAAAAAGUGGUGAAGUUGAAGCAGAUAGAACACACACUAAAUGAGAAGAGAAUACUACAGGCCGUCUCUUUCCCCUUCCUCGUCAGAUUGGAGUACGCUUUCAAGGACAACUCAAACCUCUACAUGGUGAUGGAAUAUGUGCCCGGUGGAGAGAUGUUCUCACACCUCAGACGUAUCGGAAGGUUCAGUGAACACCAUGCAAGAUUUUAUGCAGCUCAGAUAGUACUCACCUUCGAGUACCUUCACUCCUUAGACCUCAUCUACAGAGACCUGAAGCCUGAAAACCUGCUCAUAGAUCAACAUGGGUAUAUCCAGGUCACAGACUUUGGCUUUGCCAAAAGAGUAAAAGGCAGGACUUGGACAUUGUGUGGAACUCCUGAGUACCUGGCUCCAGAGAUCAUCCUCAGCAAGGGCUACAACAAAGCUGUGGACUGGUGGGCACUCGGAGUUCUCAUCUAUGAAAUGGCUGCUGGUUACCCUCCCUUUUUUGCUGAUCAGCCUAUCCAGAUCUAUGAAAAGAUUGUGUCUGGCAAGGUACGAUUCCCAUCUCACUUUAGCUCCGACCUGAAGGAUCUGCUGAGAAACCUGCUCCAGGUAGACCUGACGAAGAGAUUUGGCAACCUGAAGAACGGUGUGAAUGACAUAAAAAAUCACAAGUGGUUCUCCACAACAGACUGGAUCGCCAUCUACGAGAGAAAGGUUGAAGCUCCCUUCUUGCCAAAGUGCAGAGGACCAGGAGACACAAGCAACUUCGACGACUACGAAGAGGAGGACAUUCGUGUCUCACAAACAGAAAAGUGUGCAAAAGAGUUUGCUGAGUUCUAGUAGGUGGGCGAGAGUCCCAUCAGGGCUCCCAUGUUUUUGGAUGUUUGCACUCUCCUGAGGGUUAAGGUGGAACCGAGGCCGUCACGUGUCCAAAACAAAAUGCCUCGUUCCUUCAUUCCACACAGCUGAAUGAGGUCCUUCUUGCCAUGAUCCUGCGUGCAGUUAGCACUAACCUAUACACAGGCACAUUAUGCAGACACCCCUCGUGCUGCAACACAAAAAUACUAGACCACGUUCUCAUCUUUUUUUUUCUUUUCUUUUUGUUUCUCUAUGUUUGCCACUUUUGAGUAACCUCCCUCCUUCUUAUUUCAAGUCAAAGAAUUAUUUGAAAAGCAACUUGUAAACUAAUAUUAUGCCCAUUUUCAAAUGGCACAAAGAGUGAUUGAUUGUAUUAGCUGGUAUUGCACAUAUUGUGAUUUAAGCUUCGGGAAGAUAGAUGGGAUUUCUUAUUUUGUUGAUUUUCUAACAUUGAGUUUUGCCAGUUAUCUGUCGUCUGUUACAUGCCUGGGUGUGUUUUAGGGUUCAGUUUAUUAUUCAUGAAUCAUGAACACUUUAACAUUAACCAUUAAUCAUCAUUCUGAUGUCCUUAAGACCUAGAACCGUGUAUUUGUGCAUAUAGAGAUAUACAUAUAUGAGACAUAGGAUUUUCAAACACUUUGUGUUUUUAAAGCAUGACCAAAAUUCAAACAAAGACAAAGGUGUUUAGUGAAGGAAAAGCAACACUGAUGACUUCUCAACAUUCCUGAGUUUUAGCACUCAGGCGUUGAGUUCUUGAAGAGAUGGAUCAACAGUGACAAGUGUUAUCGUGGAGCAGAAACUUGUCAGUGCUGUAUUAACUCAAUGGUAGCAUUGUUUUAUCCAUAUCUGGUCACACCUCAGACUUGGUGUGGUUUUAAAUGGAAGGAAUGAGGUAAUAUAUUUUUCAGGUACAACUCUGUUUCACGAGGAGGGAAAGGGUUUGAGUAUGUCACUCCACACAACAGGUCAUCCAUCUUUGGUACGUCCAGUAUGAAGUGCAUUGAAACGGCAUUUUUCAGUAGCUGAAAGGUUAUUUUGUUUGAUUUUCUUCAGAGUAUGUUGUUGUGGAUGCAAAGCAGUGUUGGUCACAUGGGCAUAUUGUGUCCAGUCGUGGGUUGCUUCCGGUUUUUGUUUUUAAACUGUGCUUUAGCAGAGCACUCCGAAGACAUUGUGUAACUGCCAUAUUUGUUUUAUUUUCAUUUUUACUUUUGCAUGUUUGUUACGUUUGUACAGCAGUGUCACAACAAGCUAAUAGUGCCCUGAAAGUGUUCCCAUCUUUUUUUUUCUUUUUUUUGGUCGUGUUUUGUUACCUUUAAACAUUGGUGCGUUAGGUAUAGGCAGUUUUUAUCUGAGUGACAUGCUCCUCUGCAUAAUCCCACAGACGCAAAACUAAACCAUUAACCAUGAAAUAAUACAGAAAACUGAAAUAUCGUAACCUUAAAGUAUUCAUUUAUCUCAGUCACCGCUUGGUUGAAACAUAUACUUACCUCAAGUAUAGCUUGUAGUCUCUCUGCGUCAUUUUUUUAAAACAAUUUGUACACUGUGAUGGAGCAAUAUUUGCUCAUUCUUCCUCGCAAAAUUGCUCAGGCUGAGUCAGGUCAGUUAGAGAACGUUAACAGACAAAAAUGUUUUGGAUUGUUACAGAUUUUCAAAGGGAAUAAGGUCAAGAGUUUGACUUUUGAAGAACAUUUUUGUCAUUGUAAAUCUCUCCUGUUAAGUUAUUGUCUCCGCAUAUUUAACACGUUUUUUUCUCCCCUCGAGAUGAAUAUAGGUGUCACGAGGGAUUUUUCUAUACUGAGCACCAUUCACUUCCAAUGAAUUCUGGCACAUUGCCUGUCCUUGCUGCUGAAAUGUAGUCCCUGCCUCCGCAAACUCUUCACCGGUGUGACAGGUUACAUGUGCAUUUAGCAUGUGAUCCUAGAAUCUGUAUGUAAAAGGUUCAAUACCUCCAAGGCCAAGGUGUCCACUUGCUGAACUUCCAGAUGUCAGAAAAGACCUGAUUACUCCUGCUUCUGUGAUCCUUUGAUUGCCUGUAGGGAAGUUUGUCUCUGCCGCCCACACGGAGGUCAGAGUGUGAGGUCAUUUCUGCAGGUCGGACACUCAAGGCUGUGGGGAAAUCAAAGUUUUACAUUGCGCAUCUUGUUGGAAACAAUAAUGCAUCGUUGGCAUCGUUGACAGUCAUCCAAUUUAACACCUCUUAAGUCUUCUGAAGUUUUGAUCAUUAUUUGACAUGGUGCUCAAGUGUUUGUAGAUGAGAACAAUGCAAUUUAAUCAAGUUCAACAAUCUUAGACAACCAAAUGUGAAAAAGGUUUGGUGACUGAAUGCUUUUUUAAGGUACUGAUGUACUGUAUAUUGAUAUUGGCUAUGCCUGAAUUUAAACUUUUGUUGUUUUUUUUUUUUGUUUUCAUAUAUUGAGCACAUGACGUGACAUUUUAUUUAGCCCUGAUUUCAUUUCAAAAGGCACAACUGUUUCUUACAUGAUUUUUAUUUAUAUUAGAGAUGUCUAAUGAAGUUACAUUUUAAAUGUUUGAACUUGCAUAGUUCUCGGUAUGUAUAAGGAGACUCCAACUGUUUUAUUCACAAAAGUGUUAUAAACAGUGAAUAUAUUGGAUUAUUUAUUUAUACCAUUUUUUUUGUUUGCCCUUAAUGAAAAUAAAACAUUUCUAGAAAUGAAAAUAUUUACCACAGUAAAUACACAAUGAUGCCUCUCAUGUCUAUUUAAAAUUGUAGCCUUUCAAUUUAACUUAUUCUUUUUCUUAACCUUUUAUGUUUUAUUUCUGUACUUAGGAAAUUCAUUAAAGGGGAUCCAACAUAAUUUUCCCAGUUUGAAGGGUGAACAGAAUGUAAUUGCAGAAUCGACGACAUUUUUAUUUGGACAAAGUUUGAAAACUACACCUGGGAAUUCAGCAUGUUUCAAUCCAAACUGCCUGUGUGUAAAUUUUCCCAUAAAAAUGUGUAGGAAAUCCACAGCUCUUCUUAUGUGUCAUUUAUCCCCCAUGUGUGUGAAAAAGAAAAUGUUUGUCAUAUUUAAUGUAAAUGAUGGCACUUUUCCCUGAGCCACUUCACACUCCGGACUGAAGGAAAUCAGUUUAUGAGUUCUUCGUAGCUAGUCACACAUGCCAGUAUGGGAUCAAUAAUCUGAAAUGUGUCUGUAUUUAGUUUGUGGGAUAUUUUGCACAUCAUUUAGAAGGCUGACACGUUUUUUCCCACCCAUAUUUACUUGUGUUUGCAAGGGGAAUAUACUUUGCUGUAGCAGAUUUUAUGUAACAAAGGAUAUGUCACUAUAAUAAAUUCUUUUUAUUAAAAACUA
Epinephelus fuscoguttatus (brown-marbled grouper) is the source of this 5575-nucleotide messenger RNA. It is a transcript of the gene prkacba, whose product is annotated as protein kinase, cAMP-dependent, catalytic, beta a. The coding region runs from base 1104 to 2246 and encodes 380 amino acids. The transcript is spliced from 10 exons. NCBI's taxonomy places the organism in Eukaryota, Metazoa, Chordata, Actinopteri, Perciformes, Serranidae. The record is from RefSeq and is a predicted model, not a curated record. Gene Ontology annotation, molecular function: ATP binding; cAMP-dependent protein kinase activity. Gene Ontology annotation, cellular component: nucleus; cAMP-dependent protein kinase complex. Gene Ontology annotation, biological process: peptidyl-serine phosphorylation.